Oryza brachyantha (malo sina) is the source of this 567-nucleotide messenger RNA. Its product is annotated as pectinesterase inhibitor 12-like. The record is from RefSeq and is a predicted model, not a curated record. The coding region runs from base 1 to 567 and encodes 188 amino acids. NCBI's taxonomy places the organism in Eukaryota, Viridiplantae, Streptophyta, Magnoliopsida, Poales, Poaceae. The transcript has a single exon. Gene Ontology annotation, molecular function: enzyme inhibitor activity.
AUGAAGCUUGUGCGAUCGCUCUGUGCUCUCAUCGUGUUGUUCUCCUUGCUCCUCCUGCUCGCCGCCUCCACGUCCGAAGCCUCGGUUUUGGACGACACCUGCAGGUCCUUCACGGCUAGCCACGCGGACAUCGGCUACGACUACUGCAUCAGGUUCUUCCAGUCCGACAAGGGCAGCGCCACCGCGGACAGGUACGGCCUCGCGGCCAUCGCCGUGAAGAUCAGCAGGGCGUCGGCCAGGCGCACCGCCGGGCGCAUCGCCGCGCUGCGGGGCACGGAGCGCGACAAGCGGAGGAAGGGGUGCCUCGCCUCGUGCGCCGAGGUGUACGGCUCCGCCGUGGACGGCCUCGACGAGGCGGCCAGGGGCAUCGCGUCGCGCGACGCCGCCGGCCUGCGGGACGCGGUGAUGAUGCUCAGCGCCGCGCGGGACGCCCCCGACACGUGCGAGCAAGGGUUCGGCGAGCUGCGGGAGGCCUCGCCGCUGAUCGCCGAGGACGAGGAGUUCAGCAAGGAGUCGGCCAUCGCCCUCGCUGUAACGUCGGCCUUGUCGCCGCCGGGCAUGAUAUGA